AUGGCAAGACUCCAUCCCAUGCUGGUUGCCUGCGGGUCGGCGCUUAUAAUCGACUGCUGCUCCAAUGUCAUUGCCCAACGACUCAAGGCGUGGAGUGACGGGGAGCCCUUCGUCUUCGAUCGCGUGCUCUUCUUCCAGUUCGCCUUCAUGGUCGUUCUUACUGCGCCUGUAAACUACCACUGGCAGCAUUGGCUUGAACGCACCUUCCCCGGCUGGAAGACCGUCAAGCGGACAAGGCAUGCUACGAGCGAAGACGGCGAUGCUGCGGAGAAGGCUGUCUUCCUGAAAGAGGACGGAGAGGAUAAGCGCAUGGUUGAGGAGGAUGUUCAGGAGCGUAAUUGGUUCAACAUCUUCAAGAAAUGGUUCACAGAUUGCAUUACCAUGGGUGCACUCUUGAACCAGACCAUGUUCUUGAUCCUGAUAGGCCUGCUGAAAGGCAAGACGUAUGGCCAGAUUGUGCAGAGUUUCCACGAUGAGCUCUUGAAGCUCAUCUGGGACUCGUAUAAGGUCUGGCCCAUUGCCAACUUCUUCAGCACCACGUACUGCCCCGUCGAGCGACGCAUGAUCUUCCUCAGCUUCUGUGGCUUGUUAUGGAACAUUUACCUCUCUCUUGUGGCGCAACGUCUAUAA
Messenger RNA from Ascochyta rabiei, 630 nucleotides. RefSeq lists its product as uncharacterized. Gene Ontology annotation, cellular component: membrane; cytoplasm. Lineage: Eukaryota; Fungi; Ascomycota; Dothideomycetes; Pleosporales; Didymellaceae. The record is from RefSeq and is a predicted model, not a curated record. The coding region runs from base 1 to 630 and encodes 209 amino acids. The transcript has 3 exons.